AUGCCGAUCAUCAAGAACUUUACGCUCCCAAGCUCAGCUAAGAAGUUGAUUCUGCCUAACGGACCAGAAUCGAAACUGUUCGUCGCCUUCAUUGCCUCGCCCGACCCUAUUACAAAGCAGCCUUGGUGUCCGGACGUCCGCGCUGUUUUGCCAUAUCUCAGCAAGGCAUUUGCCGGAGGUGAUACGCCAACUGUAGCACUUGUCGAGGUUGGACAGAAGCCUGAGUGGAAAGACCCGCAGAACGACUACCGAACAAUCUGGGGCAUCAAGGGCAUUCCCUCGCUAGUACGCUACCAGCAAGUUGACGGAGAGGUCACUGAGACGGGAAGAAUCCUGGAUGAUGAAAUUCUGAAGCCAGGAGGUUCAGAAAAACUAUAUGCUUUUAUUUCCUAG
Molecule: messenger RNA, 393 nt
Organism: Penicillium taxi
Lineage: Eukaryota; Fungi; Ascomycota; Eurotiomycetes; Eurotiales; Aspergillaceae
Exons: 2
Coding region: 1-393 (130 amino acids)
Cellular component (GO): cytosol
Molecular function (GO): protein-disulfide reductase [NAD(P)H] activity
Source: RefSeq, a predicted model, not a curated record